Fundulus heteroclitus (mummichog) is the source of this 3817-nucleotide messenger RNA. RefSeq names its product heterogeneous nuclear ribonucleoprotein L-like. The record is from RefSeq and is a predicted model, not a curated record. Gene Ontology annotation, cellular component: nucleus. Gene Ontology annotation, molecular function: mRNA binding. Lineage: Eukaryota; Metazoa; Chordata; Actinopteri; Cyprinodontiformes; Fundulidae. Gene Ontology annotation, biological process: mRNA processing; regulation of RNA splicing.
GAUAAUGGCGAAGACUCCCAUCUCAUAUCUCCUAGUCCGGUGGUCCAUGUCCGGGGUCUGUGUGAGGCUGUGGUGGAAGCAGACCUCAUCGACGCGCUGAAGAAAUUUGGACCAAUAUGCUAUGUGAUGAUGAUGCCCUUCAAGCGUCAAGCCUUGGUGGAGUUCUCUUCAGUAGAGAGUGCCGAUCGCUGUGUGUCCUGUGGAGCAAAGGAGCCAGUGUACAUUGCAGGACAACAGGCUUACUUCAAUUACUCCACCUCCAAGAGAAUCACCAGACCAACAAAUGCUGACAACCCAAACAGUGGCAACAAGGUCCUGCUGCUGUCCAUUCAGAACCCCCUCUACCCCAUAACUACGGAUGUCCUGUACACGGUUUGUAACCCCAUAGGCAGUGUGCUGAGGAUCGUCAUCUUUAAGCGAAAUGGAAUCCAGGCCAUGGUUGAGUUUGAGUCAGUUCAGUGUGCCCAGAAGGCCAAAGCUGCACUAAAUGGAGCUGACAUUUAUGCUGGCUGCUGUACGCUCAAGAUUGAAUAUGCAAGGCCAACGCGUCUUAACGUAAUAAAGAAUGAUAAUGAGAGCUGGGACUACACUAAACCAUACUUGGUCAGACGAGAACGUGGGAAGGGAAGACAAAAGCAGGCCAUUUUAGGAGAACACCCAUCAGCCUAUGCUGACAACGGCUAUGGUCUAGCCUGCCCCCUGCUGCCGCUGACCAGCAAUAGCAGGUACAAGCUCACCUCAGUGGACGUCCCAGACAUGGUGUCCUACCCUCUGCCCCAGUCUUCCCCCUCAUACUCUGGCCACGCCCCCAGCUCUGUAGCCAUGGUGAGCGGCCUCCAUCCGUCCAAGAUGAACUGUACCCGCAUCUUCAACCUCUUCUGUCUCUAUGGUAACAUAGAGAAGGUAAAGUUUAUGAAAAGUGUUCCUGGUACAGCACUGGUUGAGAUGGGAGACGAGUAUGCAGUGGAUAGAGCCAUCACACACCUCAACAGCAUCAAGUUGUUUGGAAAACGGCUCAAUGUCUGUGUCUCCAAGCAGCAUGCGGUGAUACCCAGUCAGGUGUUUGAGUUAGAGGAUGGCAGCAGCAGCUAUAAGGACUUCGCCAUGACCAGAAAUAACCGUUUUAGCAGUGCUGGACAAGCCUCCAAAAACAUCAUCCAGCCUCCGUCUGCUGUGCUACACUACUACAACGUUCCUCCGUGCAUAUCACAGGAUCAACUGCUCAAGCUGUGUAGGGAGCAUGAUGUUCCUGGCUUCAUCAAAUUCAAGAUGUUUGACGCCAAGCCCUCCUCUAAGACCAUCUCUGGGUUGUUGGAGUUUGACAGUAAGACGGAGGCUGUGGAGGCUCUUACCGUUCUCAAUCACUACCAGAUUAGGAUACCAAAUGGAUCCAACCCAUACACUCUGAAACUGUGUUUUUCCACCUCAUCUCACUUAUAAAAGCUGCUGAGAACAAAUGGAGGCCGCUAAUGACUGCUGAUGUGUGGCCUCGGAUUGAAACAAGACCCACGAGGACCACGGAGAGCCACACUGCAGAUAAGCAAAGAGGGUGGUGGUGAGAUGGUCGUUUAAGGAGAUGUAGAAGAUGGAAAGUGUGAAGAAGGAAACUGACCAUAAAAUGCACACCCACCUUCUGACCACCCAGGCACAAAUGAAAAUAGUGAGUGUCUGUAACACCUCUGGGCGUCUGCAGGAUGUGUUAAUCACACCAUCUGUAAAAUGAGGGGAGACUGACUUGCAAAUAGAUAGAGACCUAUCGUUGGUCAUCUAUCCUGGAGACUGGGUCAGACAUCUCUCGUGGUUAUUCAUGCACAUGCUUAAAGAAUAUUUAUUGUUAAGACAGCUGAUAAAUACAUUGUACUUUUUGAAUAUAACUGUAAGAGUUUAAGUAAAAUGAACAAAAUUUUAAGUUCUCAUUGAGUGUUCACCAGUGCAUGUAUUGUAUUCUUUUAAUCUUGGUGGCAGCUACAUCUGGGAACAAAUAUGUUUCUCAGCUGUUGGUUCAGCAUGAGAUGCCUCCACUUCUGAUCUGUUGGUAAAUUUAGGACAUUCUUGGGACUUAGGGGCAAAUGUUUAAAUGUUUUAAACCACCUUCUAACACAAUCUGUUGCCUUUUCCAGAAUCAUAUGAGAAUUCUAGCCAUAUUUCAUGAGUCCUCAGGUAUUCAUGAGCAGGACUUCUAAUUUAUACGAUCACUCCUUUAAGCUCCAUCGCCAGGUGUGAGCUGUACACUGAAACAGACCGGCUGCAGUCAGCCACAUUAUAAAGUCCAACAAAUAAAUGCUAUUUAAUUUACAUAAUGUUUCAUAAUGGUAAUUUCUGAGGCACGUCUGAACACACCACUGCACACAUCUGUACAGUCCACUGGGAAGGCACUGCAGGGCAGUAUCUGGGCCUGCAUCUGUUAGUCAUAGAAAGAUAUUCAUUUGAGCUGUGAACCAUCACAGGGUACUGGCUCAUUAACAGUUAUCGAGUUUCAAGGUUUGAUGUUUUGUUUUUUGUUUUUUACAUUUUAUAAAGUCUCCCUUUAAUAUUUGAAAUAUACACUGAGUGGAAAAAGAGUACUGCACCCAGAGAGAGUGUUAAAAGUGAAAUAAAACGGCGUGUGUUGAAAAACCCUGUGACUGAUGUAUCGCAGUAUUUCCAAUAUCAGAUCAAAUGGAAGACACAGUUGGCAGUAUCGGUCCACCUAUGGUCUGGCCUCGACAAAGUAGCGUUUGCUGAGCAAAGACAUACAUCCAUUGCAUCCACCUCUUGUGAAAGUUGGCCCACAGCUGUUGUUUUUGGGGGCUUUUUGCUGUUAAGAUCCAACCGCUUGGUCCUGAGUGAGACGUGGCGCUUAAGCAGCCGGGUAGGGAAGCAAAGAGGGAGGGAAAAAACACACCAUCUUACUGGCUUCAUGAUGCUCAGCCCCAGUCAUCUGUACUAAUCCACAACACAGAGUCAUUGCUAGUUUUCCUGGUCUCACAGUUGUGGCAGCGCUCUGAAUGCAGCUGUCUCUAGUUGAAGGUUUGAAACUCUGAGCAUGGGAUGCCAACCAGUCAAUGGCAGUUAUUGAAACAUACUGCAGGAUUUGAAUGGGUCCAGUACUGGAUAUGAUGAGUUUCCAAAAUGCUUUGUGCGUACACACUGGUUCCAACAGUGGGCUCCUGUGGCAACUAUUUGUCUCCCACGCAGACCCACAUUAUCAGUGCCUGAUCAAAGGCUGCUAAUGCAGUCUAAGGCAUCACCUCUGUGUUUGGUGACCUUAACUGACUAACAUUAUCGUUCUAUUUGUGAUGCAACCUGGUGCCAAUUCUAAAGGGUGUCGUGAAAAGUGCCCUCCCCCACCCCAGCACAGUUUUCUUCUUGUUUUUGUCUCACUUAAAUAUUUCAGAUCAUCAAACCAAAGUUUAAUACCAGACAAUGCUAAUCUCAGAAGAUAAAUGGAAAUCAUGGUUUAAUUUAUUAAAGGUUAAAAAUCAAACCAAACCCUCCUGGUCCAUUGUGAAAAGGUAAUAACCCUUUAAACCUAAUAACUGGGUGUUUGCCCCUUGACAGCAAAAACGUUUCAUUUCAGGCGUGGACUUGCUGCUGUGCUUUGGAUCAUUGAUCUGCUGUAUAACCCAAGUGAGGCUGGAACUUAAGGUCACAAUCUGAUGACAUUGUCCUUCAGGAUUUUCUGCAGAUAUCAGGCUCCCGUCGAUUACAGCAAGUUGUCCUGGUCCUGAAGCAGCAAGGCAGACCCAGACCAUCAUUUCCCAAUGUUUUGUUCUGUGCCCCCAUGAAAAAACACUGGUCCCACCCUGGCCCUCCUGCUAAAUUUGACACUGCUGUA